AUGUUCCAGGUACGAAGCGUAUACUUCCCCCGUGAGCUGCUGCGUCCCAGCUCGCUGCUCACAAACUUGGUGCUGGACGACACUCGCUCUUCCAACUCCAGGCUCCCAGCAUCCUGCGACCAUCUCUUCGCUUACAUCAGUGACACGGUUGCACCAGGUAUCAUCGUUUAUGAUGGUCGUCGUGACAACGCGUGGAGAGUCACGCACGCCUCCAUGUACCCCGACCCUGACCUUGGAGAAUACGACAUUGGUGGAGAAAGGUUCACCCUUAUGGACGGUAUCGUGGGUCUCGCUCACUCUCCCGCACAAGGCUUGCUGUACUACCAACCUCUGGCCACUGACAGAUUGUUCAGCGUGUCGACUGCGGUACUAGCAUCCGGUCCACCGGCGGAAGGCACAGACUUGCCCGUUAACCUCGUAGGUCGCAAGUCCUCUCAAGGUCUCGGAGUGGCGGUAGACCCAAGGGAUGACACUAUCAUCUUCAGUCCCAUGACUGAAACUGCUAUUGCUGCCUGGAACCCCAUCACCAACACUCACAAGGUGCUAGCUCAAGACCCAGAAAAGCUGCAGUUCUGCGCCGAGGUGAGAUGGGCCGAACGCGACAAUGGCGCCAUCUGGGCACUUUCAACACGAUUCCACAAGUUCUUCCGACGCUCCGCUUCUAAACAUGAGACGAACAUUCGUAUCUUACGCGUGGUAGACAGUGGAUUCGUCUCGUUGCAGCCGCAUGUACUCCGUCGUGCUGUGCAGUACAACGCUACCUCCACUUCACAUUCUCCGCACUAAAGCGUCACCACCUGCACAAACAAGUGCACAGUAUACUAAGCACGGACUAAAGUCGUGCAAGCCAACGUCUGAUGACGUUCACUGCCAAAGUCAAUACAGAUUCCGUGACCAGCUAUUUUAUUUAAAUAUUUAUAACUACAGCGGUUUGUGAUGAUACUCUAGUAUGUACAAAAG
Molecule: messenger RNA, 960 nt
Organism: Spodoptera exigua (beet armyworm)
Lineage: Eukaryota; Metazoa; Arthropoda; Insecta; Lepidoptera; Noctuidae
Source: the annotation of a GenBank genome assembly